AUGGCUCCCGCGGGCGAUUGCUCCAGCCCGCUGCUGCAGGAGCCGGGCGCGGCCGCGGAAGCGGGCGACCGGCACGCCAUCAAGUGUGUGCUCGUGGGCGACGGCGCCGUGGGCAAGACCGCGCUCGUCGUCAGCUACUCCACCAACGGAUUCCCCAGCCGAUACGUGCCCACCGCCUACGACACCUUCACAGUGGUGGUCCGGGUCGACGGGCGGCCGUACAGCGUGCAGCUCUGCGACACAGCGGGCCUGGACGCGUUGGACCCGGUGCGCGCGCUGUGCUACCCGGACGCCGACGUCUUCCUGGUGGUGUUCAGCGUGGUGGCGCCGGCGACGCUGCGCUCCGUGGAGCGGCGCUGGGCGCCCGAGGUGCGCCGCUGCUGCCCCGACGUGCCGCUCGUGCUGGUGGGCACGCAGGCCGACCGGCGCCGCGACGCCCGCCUGCUGGCCGAGCUGUCGGCGCGCGGCCAGGCGCCCGUGUCGAGCGCCAGGGCGGCCGAGGCCGUGCGCGCCGUGGGCGCCGCCGUCUACGUCGAGACCUCGGCGCUCACCCAGCGGGACCUCAAGGAGGCCUUCGACCAGGCCAUCGUCUGCGCGCUGCGCCGCCGCGGGCUGCUGCGCCCGCCGCCCCCGCGCCGGAAGAAGCCCUCGGGGCUGCUGUGCUGUUGCCGCCGCUAG
Schistocerca nitens (vagrant locust) is the source of this 678-nucleotide messenger RNA. RefSeq names its product cell division control protein 42 homolog. Bases 1 to 678 code for a protein of 225 amino acids. The transcript is spliced from 3 exons. Lineage: Eukaryota; Metazoa; Arthropoda; Insecta; Orthoptera; Acrididae. Gene Ontology annotation, molecular function: GTPase activity; GTP binding. Gene Ontology annotation, biological process: small GTPase-mediated signal transduction. The record is from RefSeq and is a predicted model, not a curated record.